AUGGACGACGAAAAUCCGAAUGCACUUGAUGACCCCUCGAUGCAGCCAGAACCCGGCGACGGCUCUUCGACUCAGAUUCACGAGGAUUUUCCGGACUUGUUGAAAUCCAAUCCGCCGUCGUUGUCACACUCGAGAUCUUCUAAGAAGCCACGAACCCUAAGUAGAAUAGAGGAUCCAUUGGAACAACCCCAACCUAGGGUUAACCCUCAGAUUCCCCUUAAUACAACGGUCGAUGGUACGCACUCUGCCGCACCACACACCUUUACCGCUGGAACCAGCACGCCCUCUGCCGCACCUAACGCCCUUUCAGCGGGUCUUAGGGUUAGCUUCCGGGACACGGUAACAGGAGAGGAUACAGAUGUUACCGUAGAUUUUAGUCGGCCUAAACUAGACAUUCAAAUCUCAACAUCUUUCAAGGAAUCCCUGAUUACAAUGUGGUUGUCAUCAAACUAUUGGGGAUGA
Striga asiatica is the source of this 462-nucleotide messenger RNA. NCBI's taxonomy places the organism in Eukaryota, Viridiplantae, Streptophyta, Magnoliopsida, Lamiales, Orobanchaceae. The record is from the annotation of a GenBank genome assembly.